Molecule: messenger RNA, 1821 nt
Organism: Salvia hispanica
Lineage: Eukaryota; Viridiplantae; Streptophyta; Magnoliopsida; Lamiales; Lamiaceae
Product: laccase-11
Biological process (GO): lignin catabolic process
Cellular component (GO): apoplast
Molecular function (GO): copper ion binding; hydroquinone:oxygen oxidoreductase activity
Source: RefSeq, a predicted model, not a curated record
CAAUUUGCAAAGCAGUUUUAAGCUUAAGCAGAAAUGGGGAGGAGAGAUGUUUUUGUGUGGAAUUUUGGUGUUUUUUUCUUGUGUUUUCUUCUUGGAUUUGUCCAAGCUGCAGUGAAAACAUACAACUUUGAUGUUCAAGUGAAGAAUGUAAGCAGAUUGUGCCAUGCAAAGCCAAUAGUGACUGUGAAUGGGAUGUAUCCUGGGCCGACGAUCUACGUUAGAGAAGGCGAUCGCCUCCGUAUUAAUGUUACUAACCAUGCACAAUACAACAUGUCAAUUCACUGGCACGGACUGAAGCAGUAUCGCAACGGAUGGGCAGACGGGCCAGCCUACGUAACGCAGUGCCCAGUUCAGACCGGGCAGAGUUACACCUAUGAUAUGAAUGUGACAGAACAGAGAGGCACAUUAUGGUGGCAUGCACAUAUAUUUUGGCUUAGAGCAACUGUUUAUGGUGCUAUUGUCAUCAUGCCUAAACAAGGGACUCCAUAUCCUUUCCCACAGCCCAAUUCUGAGUUCAAUCUAAUCCUAGGGGAGUGGUGGAAUGAUGAUGUUGAAGAGGUUGUGAAGCAAGGGAAGAAACUAGGGUUGCCUCCUAAGAUGUCUGAUGCUCACACAAUCAAUGGGAAGCCAGGACCACUCUUCCCUUGUUCGGAGAAACAUACUUAUGCCAUUGAAUUCGAGCAAGGGAAGACGUACUUGCUGCGUAUCAUCAACGCUGCACUCAACGACGAGCUUUUCUUUGCCAUCUCUGGGCACAGCAUGACAGUGGUUGAGGUUGAUGCAGUGUACACAAAGCCCUUCUCAACUGAGUCAAUCUUGAUCGCGCCUGGCCAGACCACGAACGUGCUUGUUCGAGCAAACCAAGCUGCAGGAAGAUAUUUCAUGGCUGCAAGGGCUUUCAUGGAUGCAGGGCUUCCUAUAGACAACAGGACAGCCAUAGCCAUACUGCAAUACAAAGGCGUUCCAAACACAGUUAUUCCAACCCUACCUCAGUUACCUGCUUUAAAUGACACUUCCUCUGCUCUCACCUACAAUGCCAACCUAAAAAGCCUAAACUCUCCUCGUUUCCCUUGCAACGUGCCACUAAAGGUCGACCGCCAUCUCUUCUACACGAUAGGGUUGGGAAUCAACCCGUGCCCAACGUGCCAGAAUGGGACACAACUCACAGCAUCCUUAAACAACAUCACUUUUGUGAUGCCUCAAGUUGCAUUGCUGCAAGCUCAUUACUCAUCCCUCAAGGGGGUUUUCACUACAGACUUCCCCGACCGCCCCCCAACACCCUUCAACUACACCGGUGCAACAUUCACAAACCUUCAAACGACACAGAGCAAACUACCGAGGCUCAGCAAGAUAGCAUUCAACUCGACAGUGGAGCUAGUGUUGCAAGACACUAACCUCCUCUCUGUGGAGUCCCACCCAUUCCAUCUCCACGGUUACAAUUUCUUCGUCGUUGGAACUGGGGUUGGGAACUUCGACCCCAAGAAUGACCCUGCAAAGUACAACCUAGUUGACCCUCCUGAAAGAAACACAGUUGGUGUCCCAACUGGUGGUUGGACUGCCAUAAGGUUUAGAGCUGACAAUCCAGGUGUCUGGUUCAUGCACUGUCACUUGGAGCUUCAUACUGGAUGGGGCUUGAAGAUGGCAUUUGUAGUCGAGGAUGGACCGGAUAAAGAUCAUGCAGUUCGUCCUCCACCUAAGGAUCUUCCACAUUGUUAAUCAUUUUGGGGAGAAACUGUUUAUUGCAAAUUUUUUCUUGUUGUAAAAUGCACGGGGAAAGACAAUAAUAAAAUACAAAAAAUCUUCUUUAUGGAGUUAUGCCAA